CAUCCGUAGGCAUCACUUUUGCUGGUCUGCGGCUGUGCGUUUCAGGUGCGAGACACCGGGGUGGGCAACAAUCUGUACCAUGGAGCAGAUUAAUAAUAUACAAGUCGUUCCGUGCACGAGCUCCAAUUAUAUGAAACCGUUCAGGGUGCACUAUAGCCAGAAUGGAACGAAGAAAUCCUGGGACUUCAUGCGCACACAUGACAGUGUGUCGGUCCUGAUCUUCAAUACCAGCUCACAGUGCUUCAUCCUGGUCAAGCAGUUCCGUCCAGCGGUCUACAUGUGCGAGUGGGAGAAGAGCCAGCCCGCAGAGGAGAAGGAGAGCCAAUCGGCGGACACGGCUGAGGAGGAGGACCAAUCCCACCUCCCUCCAGCCUCGGCGGGCGUGACCUACGAGCUGUGCGCUGGGAUCGUGGACAAACCCGACCUCUCUCUGGAGGAAAUCGCCCGUCAGGAGGUCCUGGAGGAGUGCGGCUACGACGUGCCCACCACCCAACUGAAGAAGAUCACCACCUACAGGUCGGGUGUGGGCGUGACUGGCGCCAAGCAGACCAUGUUCUACACCGAGGUGUCGGACGAGAACUGCGUGGGCGAGGGUGGGGGCCAGCCGCAGGAGGGCGAGCUGAUCGAGGUCAUAAAGGUACCACUGCAGGAGGCCAUGAACUUUGCCUACGACGAGAACAUCCCUAAAACCAUGGGUGUCAUCUUCAGCUUCCUCUGGUUCCACAGCAACAUGGCUCCCAAGUACAAGAUCUCCACCAACGUGUAAUGACAACCCAUAUUCCCCUCAUAUGCCCAUUGCUUUGUCUGUCAGUACAAUUUUGAUACACGUUUCUUUGUUUUGAGUCUUCAAUACGUUCCUUUUCACACAAUCAUUUUGGGACAAAAGCCUGUGUUGUACUCCACUUGUUAUUAUUACAGUUGAUAUCAUUGUUUUUUAAUGUUAUUCGUCUCGAUUUGGAAAAAUGUAUUUGAAUCCUUGAGUUGUAACUGAAGAAUGCAGAGGUGAAUGAGCUUUGUUAGUGCAACAAUGCCGUCACUUGCUUGGAAGGGGGAAUUUCAGCUCAAGUUUAUUAACUCCUGUUUUUACUGGGACAUCAGUCCAGCUAAAGCUGGGGACACAUUACACAAUUUAAGUGAUUGAGCAGCGCGCAUUUAAUAAUUUUCUGUCGUACUUGAUGCACACACAUGUAAUGAAGGCUGUCUGUGAGGAGCGGAGGCGGAGGCGGAGAAUAUAUUGAAACCGUUUUCUCGUGAGAACUUGAUUUUCCGUCGUACACAUGCACUCCCGAUGUAUAUAAAAAAAAAAAACAAGAAUGAAACCCAUUCUGCUUGUGACAAUUGUGGUUUGUGCUAUGAUAGAGACAGCCAUGAGCCAAAUAUGCACCAGUCACUCUUCAUAUUUAGCACUCCAGAAAACAUGUUUAUUGGCCAACCGUCACACAUGUUGGAUCUUGUGUUUUUUUCCCAUAUCCCCCCCCUUCUUUCCUCUGUUGCAACUUUCACAUUUUCAUUGGUCAUUGGAAAUUCCCAUUGAGAUGCGAGUCUUUGACGAGUGCAUACCACAGGAUUAUGCAAAGACUACCCCCGUUCAAUUCAGACAUGUUUGACAUGUUUUAAUCGUGCUGUUGCCGACUGGGAUGAUAUGUGUCAGAUCUGAAUCUUUUAUACUCCCACACACAUAAGAAUUCCAGCUGCGUCUAUCAGGGACAACCCCGGAUGAUUGCAAACUCGCACCGUUGCCACAUCAGGCUUGAACAUUGUGUAGUGUCCCCCCUGCUUCAGAAAAAUGUAAAGGUUGGUUGUGUACUGCCUAUAGAGGGCAAAUAUCAGCACUCGCCAGAGAAAGGAUGGAACUUGGGAGUAAUCGCAUGCGAAAGCGCUCGUUCAAAGGUUCUCUCAGGUCUUACUGGUAUUAUGAGGAUUGGUGACAUUCAGGGACACAUAUCAACCAAACUGCUGGGUAAAGGAAGUUAAUACAAUGAAGUUAACACAGGCCAUACUGCGGUUUUGCUGAAAUUAUGUUGAUAGGACAUCAACAGUUCUAUUUCGAAUAUAUUGUUUCUCCGCUUUAUCUAGAAUAGCAUUUGUGCACAGUAUUUAAGAGAUGCAUGGGUUUGCUUGAGACUGAUGAAUUGUAAUGGCCAUAAUCGUAAAACGUAGAUUAACAAUGGCAAUCAAGGAUCACAAAAUCUGUUGUUGCUGUAUCUGUAUAUGAAUCGCAUUCUAUUUUUUUAAAACUUGAAAACAAUCAGAUCCAGAAUACUGCCUUUCUUUGGUCACAAUAUGUUGAAGGUUUUCACAUUCCCAUAGAUACAGUACUUUAGUUUUGCUUUUUCACUUUUGAGGCAGUAGUGAAAUUAUCUGCAAUAAUAAUAACUGCUUUUAGAGCAUUGUUGGCACUAAUUUCCCCAGAGGGGAUUAACAUGCUAUCUGUGUGUGGGUCUGUGGGUGCUCCUGGUGGGUUCAGAAGAGGUCAAAGGGAGGGGCUACUUCUUGGUUGUACAGGUGGUCUCUUCUCAUCGACAUGCCCUUACUGGAGCCAGAGUUCUCAAGGUCAAAGUUGUACAAUCAGUUGUGCUGAUGUAUAACAGCUCAAUUUUAACACCAUUUUUUAAACGUUUUCUAUGGACCAGAAUUUCAGUCUCAAACUGCCUCACCUGCUAAUUAAUGCAAACCUGUUACUUUACCACUCUAUUCAGCCCUCAGUUUUUUUGUAUUAUUAAUCCAUCUUAAUCAUUGCCCACAAUGUUAACCAGUAUUAAAAACAAUUUGAAAUCUUACCAAAAGCAUACUUUGAAAUGGCAUAGCUUUAGUGUUGUGUAAUGGUUAUGGCUGUCUUACAGAUAUUUUCUAUUGGAGAAGAUGUAGUCCAGAAUAAUUUGGUUCGCGAUGUGGGAGAUAUUUAAAAUCGCUGGUCUGAAUGCUUGUAGGAAAGAAAAAUGCAUGUAAAAAAUAUGAAUAUGAAUGUUGGCCUCAGUAUGUUGUUUGCUUUGAGAUGCAACAAGCAGACAUUGCAUAAUAAAAUCUUAGUUAUUUAAUCCUGUUUCAUCCACUGUCCAGUGUCUGUCCAGAAAGAUCUAGCACAUAAUUAUGGCAAAUCAUAUUCAACAUGUAUGACUACUGUCAUUUUUUUAUAUAAUACAGUUUUUUAGAAAUUGCUAUUUAACUUUUAUUUUGUGUUUGUUUUGAGAUCUUGUGAGCAGUAUUGAAGCAAAUAUCUCAAUAAUUGUGUUGACUUGAGUUAAAUUUGUCCUCAAUUACUACUUUGAUAUGUAUGUAAUGUUUCUGUUUGAAUUUUAAUUUUGUAUUCAUAGUCUGUUGCUUUUUAACAACUCUUUUUAUGACACUGCUUAAUUUAAAAUAAUGCUAUAUUUCCUUGAUUUUCUGAGUAAGAUGAAAUUGUAAUUAAAAGGGUUUACAUCCCCA
Conger conger (European conger) is the source of this 3426-nucleotide messenger RNA. RefSeq names its product nudix (nucleoside diphosphate linked moiety X)-type motif 14 (gene nudt14). The transcript has 5 exons. Gene Ontology annotation, molecular function: metal ion binding; UDP-sugar diphosphatase activity. Gene Ontology annotation, biological process: ribose phosphate metabolic process; nucleoside phosphate metabolic process. Bases 80 to 766 code for a protein of 228 amino acids. Lineage: Eukaryota; Metazoa; Chordata; Actinopteri; Anguilliformes; Congridae. The record is from RefSeq and is a predicted model, not a curated record.